Molecule: messenger RNA, 1689 nt
Organism: Diuraphis noxia (Russian wheat aphid)
Lineage: Eukaryota; Metazoa; Arthropoda; Insecta; Hemiptera; Aphididae
Product: putative phospholipase B-like 2
Biological process (GO): phospholipid catabolic process
Cellular component (GO): extracellular region
Molecular function (GO): glycerophospholipase activity
Source: RefSeq, a predicted model, not a curated record
AUGUCUGCCAAAAAAAUCGCAAUUGUCGUGAUUUUAGUGUCAUCUGCGAUCAUCUUGAUGCUGCCAAUGCGGAGUUCGGGCGAUAACCAGCCCCAGAUAUUUUACGCUAUUGCUGACGACAACGAUAAUAUUAGGAUUCGACUCACGGAAGAUGGUAGACUAGUCGGCAAAGCUAGUUACACUCGGAGUAUAAACGUUACAGGGUGGGAUUAUCUAGAAAUACUUACAUCCAUUAAGAAAGAUGACGCCACGCAAGCCUAUGCGGCUGGUUUGUUGGAAGGAUACGUUACUGCUGACUUGAUAAACACUUAUUGGCAUAAUGUUUUUAAAAAUUUCUGUGACGGUCUAGCUGAUUUGUGUGCAAAACUUGAUGAAUUCUUGCGAACGAAUAAAAAUUGGGUCAUAUCCCAAGUAGUAGAGAAAAAUGGAACGGAUUCGUAUUGGCAUCAAGUUGAUCUCAUGUACAAGCAACUCGAUGGAUUAUACGAUGGAUAUAAGCUGAAUACAAAAGAAGGAAUGCAGUCUUUAACAUGGGAAAAUUUUUUUUGGAUGAACGUUCAAGAAGAUUUAUUUAAUUUAUGCGAUGCCUUUAAUUCAUCGCACCCUCAUAAAAAACAGUUAGGGGUUGAAUCAUGUUCAGUUCUUAUAAAAUUACUACCUGGAUCUAAAGAGUUAUUCUUAUCUCACGUUACUGGGAAUCGGUACGAAACAAUGCUGAGAAUACAAAAGCGAUAUMGUCUUAAUUAUAAGGAAAGUAAAUCUUCGUAUCAACUGGUGUUAGGACAUGAUAUAACAUUUAGUUCUUAUCCUGGAUUCCUAUAUUCGAUGGACGAUUUUUACUUGAUUUCUUCGGGUUUAGCUGUCACUGAAACCUCCAUUUCAGUUUACAAUCCACAGUUAUGGGCCAAUGUUCAGCCAGUUGGGCAGGUAAUGGUUUUCGUUCGGGCGAUGGUGGCGAAUCGGUUAGCGUCUGAUGGAUUAGCCUGGACGAAGUUGUUCAAAAAAUACAACAGCGGUACGUACAACAAUCAGUGGCUGGUGAUAAAUUACUCGUUGUUUCGGCCAGGCCGCAAAAUGCCUAGAAGAGGGUUGCUCUUCAUGCUCGAACAAAUUCCGGGACUGGUCGAGACGCGUGAUGUGACCGAAUUGUUUACGAACCAGACGUACUGGGCGAGCUAUAACGUGCCAUUCUUACCGGCGAUAUCCGAGGCAAGCGGUCAAGACGAUAUGGCAAAGCAAUAUGGAAAUUGGUUUUCAUACCAAGACACUCCCCGGGCUCGUAUAUUUGCCAGAGACCAUGUCGGUGUGACGGACAUGUCAAGCAUGAUGCGUCUGAUGCGUUCCAAUGAUUUUAGAAACGAUCCUGAGUCCAGGUGUGAAUCUUGUGAUCCUCCGUAUUCGGCUGCAAACGCCAUUUCAUCCAGGAAUGAUUUAAAUGACAAGGACGGCGUGUACCCGUUUGAAGCACUUGGCUAUUCGAACCAGGGCGCUAUAGAUGCCAAAGUGACGAGCCAUAUGACCUUCAAGAAGCUAAAAUUUUUGGCGGUCUCUGGACCAACCUGGGGUACCAAAGGACUUCUCGGCGAGUUCUGUUGGAGCAAAUCACGCGCGGCCAAUGUCAGUCAUGUCGGAUUACCUGACUGUUGGAGUUUCAAACCUAAGUUGCACCGAUGGCAGUGGAAAAACUAG